UUCUUUCCCAAUAACUCUCUCAACCCACCUUCCCCACUUUAUCCGGCCACAUUUACUCUCGCCACUCACCUUCCCCACUCGCGUUCUCUCUCUCUGCAACGUGCGAACAUCUUCUUCUGGCUUAAGGGCAUGGAAUCCUUCACCAACCCUACACCUCCCGCAGAUGAACAACCCGUUUUUGUGUCACCAUCGAAAUCAGACUCCAAACGGCUAUCCAUUUCUGAUGGCCACCCACCUGUAACAAACCCUAGCCCCUGUGGUUCUGAAAAAGGAUCGAUCACCCAUUCUCAAAUUGUUCCCCUCGAAUACACUGAUGACAAUGAAGAAUCUGACCAUGCAUGUGGGUGGUCAACAUCAUCGGACACCGAUCCAUGUUGGAAGCUGCGGAAGUGGUAUGGAUCCCAGUGCGCUGAGUCUCAAGAAUCGAUUGAAGAAGGCGAGGAGGUUAACUCCUUCGACUGGCUGUUUCCAGAUCCCUAUGCGGAUGUAUUUCGGGACACUCCUUAAGGGAAGUCUCUGUAAUCCUACAGUAUGUGUAUUGCGUAUGGUUUUUGCCCAAUUCGAAACUGAAAUUGUGCUUAUUGGCUAAUUAAUCUGACAAAUGAUGAAAUUAC
Messenger RNA from Cuscuta europaea, 614 nucleotides. NCBI's taxonomy places the organism in Eukaryota, Viridiplantae, Streptophyta, Magnoliopsida, Solanales, Convolvulaceae. The record is from the annotation of a GenBank genome assembly.